AUGUCGAAAGUUGUCCGCAGCGUGAAGAAUGUAACUAAGGGUUACUCUUCAGUACAAGUCAAAGUUCGAAAUGCAACGAGCAAUGACCCUUGGGGCCCGACAGGCACCGAAAUGGCAGAGAUUGCUGCCAUGACCUUCAGCAGUCCGACAGAUUUCUACGAGAUUAUGGACAUGCUCGAUAAGCGACUGAACGACAAGGGCAAGAAUUGGCGCCAUGUUCUCAAGUCGUUGAAGGUAUUAGAUUAUUGCCUUCAUGAAGGAUCUGAGCUAGUUGUUACAUGGGCCCGAAAGAAUGUCUACAUCAUUAAGACGCUGCGCGAGUUCCAAUACGUGGACGAGGACGGGAGGGAUGUUGGCCAGAAUGUUCGUGUUGCGGCCAAGGAACUUACCACUCUCAUCCUCGAUGAGGACCGUUUGCGCAGUGAACGAUCCGACCGCAAGCUCUGGAAAUCUCGGGUGAAUGGACUGGACGAGUACCAGAGCCAUGGGCCCGAGCCUUCGCGCCGAUCUGACCGACGGGAGCGUCGCCAACCGACCGAUGACGAAGACAUAGAGUAUCGCCUGGCCAUUGAGGCGAGCAAGGCAGAAGCCGAGGAAGAGCGGAGACGACGGGAAAAGCAAUCCAUGAUGGGAGAAGAAGAUGAGGAUCUGGCCAAGGCGAUCAAGUUGAGCAAGGAAGAAGAGGAACUGCGGAAGCGGGAGCUGGAAGAGAGCAAUGCCCAAUCGCUUUUUGACGAUACUCCCGUCGCCCAAGCCCAGCCCACAGGGUAUAACCAAGGUUACCAGCAACAAGGCGCCGUCGACUGGUUUGGCAACCCCAUUAAUGCGCAGCAGCCUCUGUCUACCGGUUACUUGAACAACCAAUACGCACAACCAACCGGAUUUCAGAACCAGGUCACUGGAAUGCCUAAUGGAUACACCAAUGGAUUCCAAAAUCAGCCAGCUGCAUUCGAUCAGAAUCCAUACGGCCAGCUUCAGAACAACUUCUUGCAGCCACAGGCGACACUCCAGCCUCAGCAAACAGCUUUUACCACGAACAAUCCGUACGGCACCGACGUAUUUUCCCAGCAGCAGCAGCAGCAGCAGUACCAGCCGCAGUACCAGCAGCAACAACAAGCACAGGAGAAUAUUUCGCCGGCAGGUAGCAACAACCCAUGGGCCCAGAGCGGUGGCCAGACAGCGAAUGCCUUGCAACCCAUGCCUACCGGGUCCAACAAUCCGUUUGCUGCCCGCACUCAAUUCCAGACUCGGCCCCAAACGUCGACUGGCCUUCAAUCGCUUAACACGCUCGCGGAAGAAAGAGCAACCAAUCAAUUUACUUCCUCCGCUAACCCUAUCGCCAAUUUCCAGGCCCCAGCACCCCCCAAGAGCACACCGCCACAAACGAACAAUCCUCACCACGCCCGUCUCAAUGUUCUUCUAGCCACCGGCGAGGGGCAGGACACGUUCGGCAACGUUGGCGAUCUACGUAUCCCGGCCCAGCAUACUGCUCCAGGCACUUUCGUCAACUCUGCCGGUCAGGGUUUGGAUCGUCUGCGAGCAACUCACACAGGCAAUAACCCCUUUUAUAACCAGCAGCAAUUUGUCCCACAGUCGACAGGCUUUGCUCAAUCUUCGAGCAACCCUUGGGCGACUCAGCGGCCUUACCAGCAGCAGUCUCAGGCCGGUGGCAGCCUGAUUGACUUGUAA
This is a messenger RNA of Aspergillus udagawae, 1689 nucleotides long. Its product is annotated as epsin. NCBI's taxonomy places the organism in Eukaryota, Fungi, Ascomycota, Eurotiomycetes, Eurotiales, Aspergillaceae. Gene Ontology annotation, biological process: endocytosis; actin filament organization. Gene Ontology annotation, cellular component: plasma membrane; endosome; clathrin vesicle coat. Bases 1 to 1689 code for a protein of 562 amino acids. The transcript has 4 exons. The record is from RefSeq and is a predicted model, not a curated record. Gene Ontology annotation, molecular function: clathrin binding; phospholipid binding.